Molecule: messenger RNA, 3327 nt
Organism: Naegleria lovaniensis
Lineage: Eukaryota; Heterolobosea; Eutetramitea; Acrasida; Naegleriidae
Exons: 6
Coding region: 1-3327 (1108 amino acids)
Biological process (GO): intra-Golgi vesicle-mediated transport
Cellular component (GO): COG complex; Golgi apparatus
Source: RefSeq, a predicted model, not a curated record
AUGGUACGAACGCCCACAACCCCACAACGCAGGGCGAGCACAGCCAAACAGACUCCCACUACCGAAUCAUCUGCGGCAGCCACGCUCGGAAGUAUGUCUUCGUAUGAGUCCAUGGGAGAUUUGUUCAAAAAGCAUGCUAUAAAACAGAUCCGAAGGUACAAAGAAAAUAUCGAUGAGGACAUUUCUCUUAAACAAAAUCAACUUCGUGAUCUCGUAGGAGAGAGGUACAAAGAUAUCAUCGAAGCAGCUGAUUGUAUGGAAUCGAUUCAGCAACUGUGCAUGGCCUCAACCAACCAGUUUGUUGAAAUGACAACACUUAUCGAUGAAUAUAAAAACAAAUCCUUUGAAACUCCAUCGUCACAACCGAUGGACAACUCUGCUGAGAACAUUAAUCCAAAAUUGCAAUACAAACAUUUAUCACAAGUAAUCGAUUGGAUGUUGAUUUGUGUGGAAAGUAACAUGUUCUUUUAUGCCUCCAUUUGUUGUAUCGUAAUUGAAAAAAUUUUGAAUUCCAAUAUUGCACGACCAAUUAAAUCAUCUGUAAAGAUUCGAGAAUUUCAGAGGCUUAAGAAAAAAUUGAUUGUUAAUUGUAAAAAAGCCGUAAGAUCUCAAGCUACUGACAUGAAUUACAUUCAAUGCUUACUCUCUCUAAUGCUGUGUGAAAAACAAACCGAUGGAGAAGUACUCCGCUCUUUUCUACAUGAAAGAGACUUAUUUAUACAUGAAGCUGCAAGACGUAACGAUGAUAUUCCAAUAAGGCAAAAAAUUCAAGUGAUAGAAACUGUUUUUGACAUCUUUUUCGAUACAAUUUUCAUUUCGAAUAACUUGUUUAAAUGUAAUGGAGAACUUUUAUUUUUAAAGCAAUUUUUAAGGAAAAUAAUGGAUGUGAAUUUUCUAUCAAUUGCUACAAGAAUGAGCCUUCAUGGAAAACAAGAUCAUCAAUUUGAUUUACUCAGCGGCGAAAAAACCAUUUCAACCAUAUAUAAGGGCGCCUUUCCUAAAAUUUUCAAACAGUACGCCAUCUCUUCUGUUGAGAGCGUGAUGCAUAAUUCAUUUUGUUCUUCAGAUCACGGGAUUACUAUCCAGAACUGGAUAAAGGAAAAGGUCGGACAUGUUCACGAGUUUUUCACCAACAUGAUAUACCACACUCAAAAUAUUCAUGAUCUUGUGACCAUCAAAAACAAAUUGAGAGAAAAGAUUGUCGAUAGUGCCACCAAUGAAGCUGAACAGAGAUUUCCAGUUAUUUUAAAGAGCUGUUGUGGAUUUUCUCCUGAUUUUGAUAACGAAAGGGCUGUAAGAAAACUAUGGAAAGAUAUGGUCAUUAAUCAAAUUGAACCUACAUCUCUUUGGGGCCUUUUAAACAGCUCUUACACCAAAAAGAAGCACUCACUCAUCACUUCUCAAUUCCAUUCUCUCAUUUUCAAUGUAGACACUACAGAAAGUAUUAGUUAUACCAACAUUGGUGAAGAAAUAUGGAAAACGCCUAUCAUAGAAAACGAUUUAUUAUUUGACAGAUUCAUCAAUAAUAGCAGGAAAAAUUAUUUCUCAUCAAAUCCUGAAGACAAGACGACUUUUAAAAGCAUAAUUACUGUUCAUGGGACUACUAAGGAAGUUAGAAGAAAAGUAAGAAAUGAAUUAUUUGAAGAUCAGCUUUUGCCUCUUUGCAAAGAUAUCUUCGAGCUCAUUGACGAUGUUCAAUCAACAGAAGAGCACACCGAACUACAAAACUUAAUUCUCAACGAAUAUUUCCAAUUUUUUAACAAUUUAGCCAUGUCCAUACAAGAGGCAAUACGGAAUCCAAACACAAUUCUACGCGAGUCAUCCGCCUCAUUGAUAGAAAAGCAGCUAUACUGUGCCAGAGUUCUCCAAUCGCUUAGAAAGCUGUAUAUUGAUCUCUUUUUGGAAAUUUUUACAAGACUGUCAUUAUUUGGAAAUAGUGAAGACUCUUUCGUUUCAUUAAUGAGAAAAACCAAAACACAAAUAGCAAACCUAAAACCAAAAUCCAAAAAAGCACCUUUAAAGGAUGAUAUGGCAACAAAUCACAUAAUGAAAUUCCUUGAGAUUGAAAACAGAUUUGGUUCUGUUUAUUUGGAAGCUUUUGAGGAUUGGAUUACAAAACAAUCCGAACACGUUGUAAAACAAAUACAGUAUGAAUUGGAGAAUGAUCAACAAUGGAACAGGCCCACCCGAAAAGAACUGUGGCAAACAUUUUCCAACGAGAAAGAUGGAGAAACAUUCAGUUUACCUUUCAGAACGUCGUAUUCUGUUUUCAAUGCCUUACAUGAAUUGGCUAUUUCUAUUUACUCAAUAGGAGAUUUCAACAUUGACAAGACCGUAACAGACAAGCUGUCAGAGGUAACAGCGAACCGUGUGUUCACAACUUACAUUCAUUGGCUUGAGAGUAAAAUAGAAGACGCCAAGACACUUUUGAAUCAGCAAAUAGAAGAAUUGAACACUAGUAAGACAACGCUCGAAAAUUCUACCACCGACAAAACACAAGAGUCAUAUCUUAACAAAAUUGCAGAGAUUGACAAACAAAUCGAAGUUCUAAAAGAAGGUCCUAUUCCAAUGGAAAAGAUUGUUUGUGAAGAAGGUUUUUUGCAAAUUCUCUUCGAUGUACGAUAUUUGGCACAUGUAUUUUUUGGAUCUCAACUCACUUAUGAAAAGCUUGUUCUCAAAUCACCUUCAUCAUUGGACAACAAUGAGAAAUUAUUUGUCAAGUUGGGCUCACUGAUUUUGGACCAUAUUGAUCCUAUCAAUUGGGAAACGUUUGAAAAAUCCUUUAAUAUUUCGGUGCUGCAAUGUGUGAACAGAAAUGUGUUAUUCACACCCAAUUUGUGUAAAACAGCAUUGUUACCACUUGCAAAGGAUCAAGCCUUGUUUGUGGGUGAAGCUCCAUCAUCACCACUUGCAAGUACCUCGCCUCCAAUUGGCAACACUCCGAUUUACAGCAGCAGCGAAAAUGACCCUAGUAAUGCCUUCUUCAAGUUAUGUAAGCCAGAAGCUAUCACGAUUCACAUGUUACCCAUACCCAAACGAGAAUUAAGGAUGAAUUACAGCCAUACAUCCUCACAUCACAUGAUGGAUCAUUUGCAAGAUUCUACUUCAUACUCUCACACCACUGCUACCUCCCAUCAUGCUUCUGAUCAUCACUUUCCACAAGAAGGUGGUAAAACUAGUGUUGACACAUCAUCCGAACCAUCUGCAGCUACAACCGUAUUUGGCAGCUUUUUCAGUUCUCUCAUUUCAGCACAAAACCAACCUCAACAAAAAUCAGAGACUGAAAAAGAGACACCUUCAAGAGGUUUUGCUUUCACAUGGUUCUAG